Wyeomyia smithii (pitcher-plant mosquito) is the source of this 2482-nucleotide messenger RNA. RefSeq names its product protein Wnt-4 (gene Wnt4). The transcript has 5 exons. The coding region runs from base 905 to 1963 and encodes 352 amino acids. Gene Ontology annotation, cellular component: extracellular region. Gene Ontology annotation, molecular function: frizzled binding; cytokine activity. Gene Ontology annotation, biological process: cell fate commitment; multicellular organism development; canonical Wnt signaling pathway. Lineage: Eukaryota; Metazoa; Arthropoda; Insecta; Diptera; Culicidae. The record is from RefSeq and is a predicted model, not a curated record.
AGCAGCUCGUACCGUUUUGUGGUGAUACCUCGCCUACCUACGCAGGCGAUGUUUCCCGCCGUCUGUUUUGUUUUUCGAAAAUUGCGCCGCGCGCUUGUUGCUGGCUGGAAUGCACCGCUCGCAUGCUCACUCACAUGGCACGUCAGACGGUAACAAGCAACGGUUCAAGCGAGAACAGGCCGCCACCAGGGGUAGCACUCCCGGAGCAAUUGACGCUGCUAGUCGUGCAGGAUCUUCCGCUUCCUGCAGGUGGUUUGAUGAACAGUGGAACGCGAAACUUUCAAAAGUGUUGCUUCGAGGAAUAUGGGUGAAGAGAAGUGAAAUUGAGUUGUAAUUCAGUUUUCCAAAGAACGCUCAGCGUUUCGCGGAUGUUUGAAGAAGAUAACUCGUUCGGCCAGGGCUUCGACAAUCCGAUAAGCAUUGGGGCGUACUGUGUGUGUAUAGUGUCGUAUUCGAACAUAUUCUUUUGAGAUUUUUUUUCUCAAAAACCAUUAAUAACUGCUGAAAAACAUUUCACUUAUUCUUGCCAAUCAUCAAACAGUGUUUGGAUCGUACGAAAAAGCAUACGAUACUGUGGAAAUAUUAGUUUGGACACUGCGGCAGCAUGGCAGCAGCAGAAAAAACGUAAAAACCGCCGUCAGUCAGGAUAUGAAGAAGUAACUAAACCAUGUUUUUAAUUGGUUUAGAGAAGUAUCUCAACAUGUUGCGAACCAGGGCAAUAAGUGACUAUCGGCAGAAUGACAAACUCGCUCAGGAAGAUUAUUCUGCGCUGGUGUGCGAUCGGGAUUAGAUAGGUUUAUUUUGCGACAAUCAGAAGAAAGUGAUUUUCGAUAAACUGCGAUCCAAAAAGAUUACUUUAAAAUUUUCAAAACUUUACACAAGCCGGUAAUCACAACUUGGACCUAUGGAAAAACUGCCGGAGAAGAUGCUCGUAUAUGGUUUGCUUUUAUUUAGUAUUAUUUGGUGUAUUAGUGAGUGUAAUGACAUCAUCAAUUCUAGCAGCAAAGAGACGACAAACUUGCCGGCGAAAAAUACCGUGAUGGCGGUAUUCAGCCCGAUGACCAAAUCACCCGGACCCUGUCGUUAUCUAUCCGGAACACGCAAACAGAACCAUCAGUGCCGCCGCGAUGUGGGCCUUCCGGAAGCAAUUAAGGAAGCGCGCCGACUAGCGGUGACGCAUUGCGAGGAACAGUUCCGUUACGACCGCUGGAACUGCUCGAUCGAGACGCGGGGAAAGCGGAACAUAUUCAAAAAGGUUUACCGUGAAACAGCGUUCGUGCAUGCUCUCACCGCAGCAGCAAUCACUCAUUCGGUAGCGCGAGCCUGUGCCGAAGGUAAAAUGGCCAAGUGUCAGUGUGCUUCUGAGAAACGACCGGAAGCAACACGGCUGGCGUGGAAAUGGGGUGGUUGCAGUGAUAACCUGAAGCAUGGCAAGCGAGUCACAAGAAACUUUCUGGAGCUACAACCGAUCAAUGGUGAUCCCGUGGCGGAAAUGCUCCGGCAUGACAGCGAAGUAGGGAUUCAAGCAGUUUCAUCUACUAUGAACGAUAGAUGCAAAUGUCAUGGAGUGUCUGGAUCUUGCUCUUUGAAAACCUGCUGGCGAAAGUUGGGAGACUUCAACGCGACUGCUGCUAUUUUGAGAACAAAAUAUCAUCACGCCGUUCGAAAGAUUCCAAUUAAUAACAAAACAUCUCGGAGAGCUGUUCCCAAAGAGUUAAAAGAGAACGAUGUACCGUACGAUCAACUGUAUUACUUCGAAACGUCACCCACGUUCUGUUCCGUCACCCGAGGUCGUCGUUGCCUGCACCCAGAUAACUGCGCAACGCUGUGCUGUGGCCGAGGCUACACUACCAAAGUAAUCAAAACGAUCGAGAAAUGCCGCUGUCGAUUCACCAAUGGACGCUGCUGCCAAAUAGUGUGCGAUUACUGUGAAAAGUAUGAUGACCGAUAUUACUGUAAAUAGGUUUUUCAGAAUCGAACCGAACGAAUUAUCGAUACUGCAAAUAGUAGUUCUAACCUUUACAAAAGCUAUUUAUUAUUGUACGAAAUAAGAAUUACCCCUACUAUACAUAUUAGUAGCAGCAAUUCUGUAGUCAUACUUUGUGCGCUAUUUUUUAGAUAUCGAAAGAAGAUGAGGAUUACGACUCAGUGCUUCAGUUCAACUUAAUAGUUAUUCGUUGUUGUGCACGAAACAUUCAUGUGAAUAGAUCUUAAUACUUAUUAUCAAUUUAUCAACCGAGAACGGCUUCACUCAGAAUGGGCAGCACGUUGCGCUACAUUGUAAGAUCCGUGUUAUCUGCUACUAUGUAUCUAGAUUUCACCUUAUACAAGUACUCAAGUAGGAAUGCUGUACUUUAUCCAUGCUUCGCGGUAGAUGAAGAAACAUUGAGUUUUGAAUGUAGCAGUCCAUCCAAAAAAACGCACAUUACCCCAUGCAUAUUUGUACGAUGUAUUUCGCUUCAGAUUACAAUAAAUUCACUUG